CGAUUCCAUCAAUAUUGUGGUACAUACCAAGCGUGUUAAACCUGUAUUGGGUACAAGAUUAAUAAUAAUGGAAAACACAAAUUCGGAAAUAAAACCGUUUGAGUCUUUCGAUAAUACUUUUAAAUAUUGUACUUAUGGAAUGGUUUUUUCCAAUAUCUAUCCGAACAAAUCAAAUAUGAAGAAAAGAUUAUAUUUUUAUUGUUUUACUUUACUUUUUGCAUCGCCUUGUUUGAUUUCGUAUGCAUAUUCCUGUCGCUUCUACAUAAUGGCACAUGAUAUAUUUAAUUUAACACGCCAUUUGGCUGUGGGUAUUAUAAUACUUUUAUAUUUAUUUAAAGUUUUGUAUUGUAUAUUGAAUACUAAUAAAUUCGAGAAUAUACUUAACACUGUAUCAUGUGAUAUAAUUGAUGUCAAUGAGUUGGACGACGGUGCUAAAAAACUAUGUGCAUUUUUUUUAAAAAAGGCAAAAGUUGGACAACUUGUUUGGUCAUUGUUACCAAUAGUCAUCGGCUUCCAAUUCCCAGUAUAUGCUGGAAUCGUUAUGAUCCAUGAGAAUAUUUGGAAGGAUUAUCCACAUAGAGAAAUGGUACAUGAGAUGGAGUUACCAUUUGUAAAACGUUCAAAAUUUGACUCGCCAGUUUUUGAACUCUUUUUUUUCGUAAGUGGAAUCGGUUGCCUGAUACUAUUACCAAAUUUCUGUGGACUGGAUGGCUCUUUCUGUAUUUCUACAACGCAUUUAGGUUUUAAAAUAAAAUAUGUCGGUUAUUUAGUUUUAAAAGCGUUUGAAGAUUCUAAUGACAGUUUGGAAUUACAUGCUAAAAUGAAACAUGCUAUAAAAUGUCAUCAAAAGGCUUUACAAUUUUACAAGGAAUUACAAGACUUUUAUGGACCAUGGUUGUUAGUAAUUUUUAUUGUGACAUCAAGUUUGAUCGCCUUUAAUUUGUAUCAGAUGUAUAUUAUUCAACAACUCCAUCCAAAAUAUGUUUUAUUUGCGGUAGCGGCAGUUUUGCACAUGUAUGUACCUUGCGUGUAUGCCAGCAAUGUGACGGAGUUCGGCGAAGAUUUGGUUGUAGAACUUUACAAUGUUCCAUGGGAAAGAAAGUUCGAAAUUAGUGCAAUCAAGUCCGUGAUAAUCAUGCUCGCCAAUGCGCAACGUCCUCUCGUCUUUACUGGAUGUGGGAUAGUGACUUAUAAUAUGGAAUUAUUCAUUACAGUAAUGAAGACAGCUUAUUCAUCUUACACUUUAAUUACAAGUACUUAAUGACUACACAUAUGAUAUUAGAGAAGUACUAUGAACUAAAAUAUGCAAUUAUAUAUUUUGGAAUGAUAACUUAUUCAUUUUACACGUUAAUCACAAGUAUUUAAUCAGUGUCAACCCACAAGAUGUUAAAUAAUUCAUUUGUGUUAAAUUUAAAAUAAAUAUGGCCUAAUCACUAAUACACUGUUAUCACUAGUAUAUUCUAUUCUUUCAAUAAAUUAAUAUGAAAA
This is a messenger RNA of Galleria mellonella (greater wax moth), 1488 nucleotides long. RefSeq lists its product as uncharacterized. The record is from RefSeq and is a predicted model, not a curated record. Bases 68 to 1261 code for a protein of 397 amino acids. Gene Ontology annotation, biological process: detection of chemical stimulus involved in sensory perception of smell; sensory perception of smell. Gene Ontology annotation, cellular component: plasma membrane. Lineage: Eukaryota; Metazoa; Arthropoda; Insecta; Lepidoptera; Pyralidae. Gene Ontology annotation, molecular function: odorant binding; olfactory receptor activity. The transcript is spliced from 2 exons.